This is a messenger RNA of Pantherophis guttatus, 1739 nucleotides long. RefSeq names its product nudix hydrolase 19 (gene NUDT19). Gene Ontology annotation, cellular component: mitochondrion. Gene Ontology annotation, molecular function: hydrolase activity, acting on acid anhydrides, in phosphorus-containing anhydrides. The record is from RefSeq and is a predicted model, not a curated record. NCBI's taxonomy places the organism in Eukaryota, Metazoa, Chordata, Lepidosauria, Squamata, Colubridae.
CCCCCCCCCCCCAAGCCUACCUUGCAGGGCUGUCGGUGCCAGGAGAGGCUUGUCCUCUGCGCGUAAAGCGCGGAGCCGAGUCCAGCGUGCCUCCUUUUUUCUUUUUUUGCCCUUCUCCUCCCUGGGGAACGAUGACUUCGGCGGCUUGGCGAGAAGCCGCCACGCUGCUGCUGGCGGUGGGCGGCAAGCAGCCCCUUCUUCGCCCGGCCGCUGCUUUCGAUUACCAGGUGCUGCUGCUGCGCCGGAGCGCCCGGACCCCUUUCCUCCCCAGCGCCCAAGUCUUCCCGGGCGGCGUGGCCGACGCCUCCGACUUCUCGCCCGCCUGGAGGGAGCUUCUCCCGGACGCUCCGCGCUGCGGCCUGGGAGCUCAACCCGCCGCCCGGCCUCCGCUCUUCGCCGCCCGCCGGCCCGAGCUGGGCGAAGCUUCCCUGCCGGCCGACGCGGCCUUCCGCAUCUGCGCCAUCCGGGAGACCUUCGAGGAGAGCGGGCUGCUGCUGGUGGUGCCCGCCGGGCAAGCCGCGGCUAGGACGGACGGCGCGGCCGCUUUGCUGUCCGCCCAGCGGUUGAUGCCGGCUGCCCGGUUGGAAGAGUGGCGGCGAAAGGUGCAAGGAGACCCCGGCAGCUUUUUGCAGCUCUGCCGCCUCUUGGGCUGCGUGCCCCACUUGCGGGCGUUGCACGAGUGGGGCAACUGGUUGACCCCCGUGCACCUAGCCGGGCCGGCCGGUCGCCGUUACGACACCGCUUUCUACCUGUGUUGCUGCCUCGGGGAGGAGCCGCCCGCCGCUUCCCACGACCGGCAGGAGGUGGCCGAUUGCAGGUGGUCAACCCCUUUAGAAGCUGUGGAACUUUUUAACUCUGGAGAAGUCUGUAUAGCACCACCUCAGCUCUAUGAGUUAUGUAGGCUCUGCCAUUUUUCAUCCCUUCGUGAUCUGGAGCGGUUUAGCUCAGAACGAGCUUUAGAAGGUUGUGAACGCUGGAUGUCAGUUAUAUUGAAGGCUUCAGAUGGCUACAUCCAAUUGUUGCCAGGUGACGAUUUAUAUCCAAAAGAUCCCGAUUUUACUGGCGAAAAGAAACCUAUGCUGACAACAAAUAAAAACAUUGAAGAACUAAUGAAAGAGGGAAGAAACCUUCACCGGCUAGUAAUACAAAACUUUAAUACAACUAUCCACAUGAAUAUUGAAUCCAAAUAUAAACAUAUCAAUCCAGUUAUACUGGACUCUAAAAUGUGAAAUAAUGCAGAUUGCAACAGUCAGUUGUAGUAUUUCUCAUACUGGAAUUACUAAAUUUCGAGAGAUGUUGGAAUAACAAUGAAUUAAUAGCACUCUGCCAUUUUAUGGACAUACCUCAAUACGUAUGAAAAUUAUUUCAGUUUCAAGUUGGGUCAAUCAGUGUAAUUAUUCUUGUGCCAAUUCUGGAAUAGAGAUCUAUCUUCUAAUAACCCAAAUUUAAUUUAUUUGUUAAUUUAUUUCAGAUGUCCCUGUUUACCGAUAGAUCAUUUGCCAAAAUUAAAAAGAACUGAACACUUUGAAUGUAUGUUACAGUAUAUUUCUCUCUACCUGGAAAUCGUACUCAAAAUAAGUGCAUUGCAGAUUGUAAAUGCAUAUAUUCAGAACUACUUCUGGGAAGCACUGUUUUAGAUUAACUUGUUUAUGCUGAAAUGUCACCUGUUGUGCCUUUACAUUAACUGUGUUAUGUAACCCUAACAAGUGUCUGUUAAAAAUAAAUACUUUUAAGCAGUA